AUGACUGGUAUGGGUGAUGACAUGUCUACAGUUAUGUCCGAAGUGGACUGUUGUAUGCUGGAGCGAUACACUCAUGAAUAUCACCUGUCUCAUGUACUUGGUUUCAAAGUUACAUAUUCAUCUUCGUUUGUUCUUGAUGCCCCAACUGGUAAGAUUGGGUUCUAUCUCAGGCAUGUUGUUUAUGGGUUACACUUACCGUCGUCUCGUUUCUUUUUGGAAGUUCUUUGUUUCUAUAAAGUUCAUCUUGUUCAGCUAUGUCCUAACGUAGUGUCAAAGAUUGUUACUUUCAAAGUUUUUUGUAUCGCUCAUGAAAUAUCACUUGAUGUCACCUUGUUUUGCGACUUUUACCGCUUGAAGAAGUAUGGUGAUUGGUUUUCUUUCAAUAGUCGUCAUUCUCCCCUUUCCCUAGAUUUAUUUUGCUCCAAUGGUACCUGGAAAAGUAGAUUUUAUUGGGUGGAUGUGCAUAGAUUAUGUCUACUGUUUGUUCCUUGUUAUGUUCCUCUUGGUGAUGAAUCAAUAUCUUUGUCUGCUGAGCAACGUGCAUUUGUGCCUUUAUUUCCUCAUUUCUGUGUGAAAAUAUCAUUUCAGCCGGAAGUUGUACUUGCUUUGUAUCAUAUGAACCCAUUUUGGAAAGCUCGAUGUUAA
Molecule: messenger RNA, 645 nt
Organism: Lactuca virosa
Lineage: Eukaryota; Viridiplantae; Streptophyta; Magnoliopsida; Asterales; Asteraceae
Source: the annotation of a GenBank genome assembly